Messenger RNA from Pseudopipra pipra, 3338 nucleotides. RefSeq names its product alpha-1,3-mannosyl-glycoprotein 2-beta-N-acetylglucosaminyltransferase (gene MGAT1). Gene Ontology annotation, molecular function: alpha-1,3-mannosylglycoprotein 2-beta-N-acetylglucosaminyltransferase activity. The record is from RefSeq and is a predicted model, not a curated record. Lineage: Eukaryota; Metazoa; Chordata; Aves; Passeriformes; Pipridae. Gene Ontology annotation, cellular component: Golgi apparatus. Gene Ontology annotation, biological process: protein N-linked glycosylation.
CCCUUUCCCUCCCCCCCCUCCCCAGGGUGAAUUUUGGGGUUAAAUUUUGACCAGGUUGGACUUUGGGUUUAUUUUCACCUGUUUUAAGGCACCUCCGGUAACUUUUAAGGACUUUUAAUCAUUUUAAAUAUCAAUUUGAUCUUUUUUAGGGGCGGGGGUAAUCAUUUUUAAGGGGAUUUUGAUCAUUUUUAAGGGGGUUUUGGUACUUUUUGAGGGGAAGUUGUUCAUUUUUAACUGGAAUUUUAGUUGUUUUUUGGGGGGUUAUUAAUUUUUAAGGAGCUUUUGAUGAUUUUUAAAGGAGUCUCGAUAAUUUUUAAGGAAAUUUUGAUCGUUUUUAAGGGGGGUUUGCUCGUUUUUCGGCAGGUUUUGACUGUCUUUAAGGCGGUCCGGGAAGUUUUUAAGGGCGUCUCGAUCGUUUUUAAGGAGGUUUUGGUCAUUUUUAAAAGGGUUUUGGCAGUUUUUUAGGAGGUUUUGGUUGUUUUUAAGAAGGUUUUACACUUUUCUAAGAGGUUUUGAGAGCUUUUAAGGAGGUUUUGGUGAUCUUUAAGCGGGUUUGGUCACUUAAGAAAGUUUUGAUCAUUUUUAAGAGAGUUUUGGUCACUUUUAAGAGAGUUUAAUAGUUCCUAAGAGGUUUUUGGCAGUUUUUUAAGGCGAAUUUGGUCGUUCUGAAGCAGUUUUCGGUCGUUUUCGAGCGGGUUUGGUCAUUUUUUGGCAGUUUUUAAGAGGGCCCUGAUAGUUUUUGAGGGCAUUUGGCAGUUUUUAAGUGGGUUUUGAUGGUUUUUAAGUGGUUUUUGGCCACCUUUCAACGCCUUUUUUUGCCACGUCGGGCUUUCACUUCCCCUCCCCCGGGGGCGGGAAAAACUUCCCGGGGGGGUGGUUUGGGGGUAAAAAGGGGGGGUUUGGUCAUUUUUCAGAGCGUUUUGUUACUCUUUGAGGGUGUUUUGUUAAUUUUGAGUGUGUUUUGGGUGCCUUUCGCUGCCUUUUUUGGUGCUGGGAGGCUCUGGGUUUUGCUUCCCUCUCCCCGGGGUUUGUGGGGUGGGUGAAGCUUCCUGGGGGUGUUUCCAGGCGGAAUUUUAAGGGUAAAAAGAGGGUUUUAAGAGGGUUUUAAAUGGGUUUUAUCCCCUCUAACCCCCUUCUUGUCCCCCCCAGCCCCACAUCCCAGUCCUGGGCGCUGAACGACACCGAAGAAGAGCAGUUGGGAGCUCUGGGUGUCAUUUUGGGUGUAAAAUGCGUGUAAAAAGAGGAUUUUAAGAGGGUUUUAACUGUGUUUUAAAUGAUUUUUUUCUCCUCUGAUCCCCUCCUUGUCCCCCCCAGCCCCACAUCCCAGCCGUGGGUGCUGAAUGAUGCCCAUGAAGAGCAGUUGGGAGCUCUGGGUGUUGUUGGUCUGAGUGUAAUUUUGGGGGUAAAAUGGGUGUAAAAAGAGGAUUUUAAGAGGGUUUUAAGAGGAUUUGAAGGGUUUUUUCCCCUCUAACCCCCUCCUUGUUCCCCCCUCAGCCCCACCGCCCAGCGCUGGGUGCUGAAGGAUGCCAAAAAAGAGCAGUUGGGAGCUCUGGGUGUCAUUUUGGGUGUAAAAAGAGGGUUUUAAGAGGGUUUUAAUUGGGUUUUAAAUGAUUUUUUUCUCUCUAACCUCUUCAUUGUCCCCCCUAGACCCAUGGCCCGGCCCUGACCGCUGAAGGAUGCCGAAGAAGAGCAGUUGGGUACUCUGGGGAGCGGCGCUUUUCCUCGCCUGGAACGGCCUCCUGCCGCUCUUCCUGUGGAGCCGCCCCCCGUCCCCUCCCGGGGGCUCCGAGGGCUCCUCUUCCCUGCCCUUGGAGCUCAUCCGGCUGGCCCAGGAUGCCGAGGCCAAGCUGGAGCGGCAGAAGGAACUGCUGCACUAAAUCCACCGGCUCAACGGGCUCUGGGAGCUGUGGCGGCGCCAGAAGGCACCGACAACCCCCCUCCCCCAGGUUUCUGUGGGACCGAGCUUGGAGGAUGCGGCGCCGCCAGUGCUGCCGGUGCUGGUGCUGGCAUGCGACUGCAGCACGGUGCGGUGCUGCCUGGACAAGCUGCUGCGCUACCGGCCCUCAGCGCGGCGGCACCCGGUGAUCGUGAGCCAGGACUGCGGGCACGCCGAGACGGCGCGGGUCAUCGCCUCCUACGGCGACGCCGUGGCCCACAUCCGGCAGCCCGACCUCAGCGACAUCCUGGUGCCCCCCGAGCACAAGUUCCAGGGCUACUGCCGCAUCGCCCGCCACUACCGCUGGGCCCUGGGCCGGGUGUUCUGCGUCUUCUGCUACCGUGCCGCCAUCGUGGUGGAGGACGACCUGGAGGUGGCCCCGGACUUCUUCGAGUACUUGGAGGCGGCGCUGCCGCUGCUGCGUGACGACCACACGCUCUGGUGCGUCUCGGCCUGGAACAACGGCCGCGAGCAGAUGGUGGACGUGUCGCAGGCCAAGCUGCUCUACCGCACCGACUUCUUCCCCGGGCUGGGCUGGCUCCUGCUGGCCGAGCUCUGGGACGAGCUGGAGCCCAAGUGGCCGCGGGCAUUCUGAGAUGACUGGAUGAGGCAGCCAGAGCAGCGUCAGGGCCACUCGUGCGUCCGGCCCGAGGUGUCCCGCACCAUGACCUUCGGCAGGAAGGGCGUGAGCCACGGCCAGUUCUUUGACCAGUACCUGAAGUUCAUCAAACUCAACGACCGUUUAGUGCCUUUCACCCGGCUGGACCUCUCUUACCUCAAGAAGGAUGAGUACGAGCGCUCCUUCCUGCCCAGGGUCUACUCCGCGCCCGAGGUGAGGGUGGAGGAGCUCCAGGACAACAGGAGAAGGGAUUUCGGGGCCGUCAGGCUCCAGUACAGCGGCCGAGACACCUUCAAAGCCUUCGCCAAAGCUUUGGGGCUCAUGGACAACCUCAAAUCCGGCGUCCCCCGCGCCGGCUACCGCAGCAUUGUCAGCUUCGUGUACCGGGGCCGCCGCAUUUACGUGGCACCCCCCCGGGACUGGACGGGCUACGACCCCACCUGGAGUUAGCAUUCGCCCCCUCAAAGCACUUUGGGGGGGUUCUCCCCCUCUUUUAGGGGUUUGGGGGUGGGUUUGGUGCCAGUUUCAGUGCCCCCAGGCCGAGCGCCGCUCGCUGGCGGGGUCCAAAGGUGGUUUUGCAGAAUAAAAGGUCAAAACCAGAAAUUCCGCCUCAGAAUUCCCACCCGUGGCUCCUGCUCGGAGUUGGCACCUGCUCCUGGAAAAGUUUUGGGGGGGUUGCCCUCAUUAUUUUAGGGGUUUGGUGCCCCAGCCGAGCGUCUCUCGGUCGCCACUGCUCACAGUGCUGAAAGGUUAUUUUGCAGAAUAAAAGGUCAAAAAUGGAAA